Molecule: messenger RNA, 1163 nt
Organism: Strongylocentrotus purpuratus (purple sea urchin)
Lineage: Eukaryota; Metazoa; Echinodermata; Echinoidea; Camarodonta; Strongylocentrotidae
Product: protein TIC 214-like
Exons: 4
Coding region: 252-749 (165 amino acids)
Source: RefSeq, a predicted model, not a curated record
AGAAAUUGUAAUACAUAUAUAUAUACAUUGCAGUAAUAUUUUCUACUUGGGUAAUGUACAAUCAUGUUUCUUUGAUAAUACAAUAUAAGACCAGUAGGGCAUACAUUUUUUCCUAAUGUAGUACUCUUUUAACAUAACGAAAUUGGAUUAUUUGCAGUAUUAUUUUUGUAUAUAUAAACAGGUCUUCAAGUUCAUGCAUAACUACAAAUAAUUUUAUUUUUUAUUCCAAUAGGACAACCUCAUCCGAAGUUAUGUCCGAAGGUCUCGCCUCCCAGCCUAGUACAUCUACUGCGACUCCACGAUCCCUUUCAAGGACAACCUCAUCCGAAGUUAUGUCCGAAGGUCUCGCCUCCCAGCCUAGUACAUCUACUGCGACCCCACGAUCCCUUUCAAGGACAACCUCAUCCGAAGUUAUGUCCGAAGGUCUCGCCUCCCAGCCUAGUACAUCUACUGCGACCCCACGAUCCCUUUCAAGCAAUACAGAAAUCAACACUGCUCUUCUGAGGACUCCUGCUGCUAAGCGAGCAUUGAGUUUCAACUCACAAAACAAGAAAUGUCGGUUAGCAGAGGAUAGGAUGGUUGAAUUGGCAGAGGAGGAGCAUGCCGUAAGGCUGGACAUUUUAUGGAAAGAACACAAUUUAAAAAUAAAAGAGCAUGAACUGCGUAUGGAGAUUAUCAAAAUAGAGAAACAGGUUGCUGAAGCCAAAAUGCUUGAAGAACAGGGUAAUACAUCUCAUCUAACUAAUUAAUCAAAAAUAAUUUAAGCUGUUCUGUUAAACAUGUUUAAUUCUACAUUUAAGAUAUAUCGUUCACAUAUUGAUUUUAAGCGUGAUUCAAAUAUUUCUUGCACUUCAAAUGUAAUUGCUAAUGUAAAUAUAAAGUAUAUAUAAACAUGUCUUCAAAUGAACAGCUGCAAAGUAGGAUCUGUUUGACUCUGCAAAGGUUUUCUGUUCAACAUAGUGCUACAUUGAUCACAAACUGAUUUAACAUGUGAUUUUCAAAUGUUUCUUGCACAUAAAUGCCAUUGCCAAUGUAAAUAUAAAGUAUAUAUAAACAUGUCUUCAAAUGAACAGCUGCAAAGUAGGAUCUGUUCGACUCUGCAAAGGUUUUCUGUUCAACAUAGUGCUACAUUGAUCACAAACUGAUUUAACAUGUGAUUUUCA